UUGUCUUAACUUUCAAGUUUCUUGUCGCCCAAGCUCGCCCUCUCUCUUUCUCUCUCUCGCCGAUCGCACAAAAUAGAAAGCAACAGAGGAGGUCAGCAGACGACUGAUAGAUAACCUAGCGAAAAAGCAAGUAUCUGAAAGACUUUACAAAUGGCCCGAUACGACAGAGCGAUCACGGUGUUCUCGCCUGACGGCCAUCUGUUUCAAGUGGAAUACGCCCUUGAAGCUGUCCGCAAAGGCAACGCAGUUGUCGGCGUCCGUGGCACCGACACCAUCGUCCUCGCCGUCGAGAAGAAAUCUACCCCCAAGCUUCAAGACACCCGAUCGGUUAGAAAAAUCGUAAAUUUGGAUGAUCACAUUGCGCUGGCCUGCGCUGGACUGAAAGCAGAUGCGCGUGUUCUGAUAAAUAGGGCACGUAUUGAAUGUCAGAGUCAUAAGCUUACAGUUGAAGAUCCUGUGACUGUUGAAUACAUAACACGCUAUAUUGCUGGUCUCCAGCAAAAGUAUACACAAAGUGGUGGUGUAAGACCAUUUGGCCUUUCAACCUUGAUCAUUGGCUUUGACCCAUACACUGAUGUUCCAUCACUUUAUCAGACAGAUCCAUCAGGAACGUUUUCAGCAUGGAAAGCUAAUGCAACUGGGAGAAACUCAAAUUCAAUUCGGGAGUUUCUGGAGAAGAAUUACAAAGAGACAUCCGGCCAAGAAACCUUGAAGUUAGCCAUUCGUGCUUUGCUUGAAGUUGUUGAGAGUGGAGGAAAGAACAUAGAAGUUGCUGUGAUGAAAAAAGAGCAUGGACUUCGGCAACUUGAAGAAGCCGAAAUUGAUGCCAUUGUUGCUGAAAUUGAAGCAGAGAAAGCAGCAGCCGAGGCAGCCAAGAAGGCCCCUGUGAAAGAAACUUAGUCCUGCUACAGUUCUUGUACCCCAUGCGCUUGCUUUUGUAUUUCAAAUUUUCCUGGUAAGACUGCUUUGUUAGUGUCAAAUCGUUUAUCAUUAAUUUCUUUAUCAAGCAGGACCGGAUUGUAUUGGCCAAUUCCAUUUCUGGAAUGGUAUUCAGUCAUAAUCUGGUACUACAGACAUACUGAAUUUGCUUUCCUUCAGUUAAAUGCUAAAUGCUUCUCAAUACUUUGUACAUCUAUGCUGUCCAUUGAUUGUAAUAUAUGCCAACCUAUGAUUCAGAACUAUGGCCAGGUUCGUAGAACAGAGUUCGGUAUAACAAAGUAAAGCCUUG
This is a messenger RNA of Ilex paraguariensis (yerba mate), 1228 nucleotides long. The record is from the annotation of a GenBank genome assembly. Lineage: Eukaryota; Viridiplantae; Streptophyta; Magnoliopsida; Aquifoliales; Aquifoliaceae.